Polyodon spathula (Mississippi paddlefish) is the source of this 590-nucleotide messenger RNA. It is a transcript of the gene smim7, whose product is annotated as small integral membrane protein 7. The record is from RefSeq and is a predicted model, not a curated record. Lineage: Eukaryota; Metazoa; Chordata; Actinopteri; Acipenseriformes; Polyodontidae. The coding region runs from base 78 to 305 and encodes 75 amino acids. The transcript has 5 exons.
CGACGUGAUUCUAGCAGAAGACGCCAAUCAUAGUUUGCCAGUUAGGUUAGGCUAGUAUGUGUUGAGCUGGACAGAAAAUGAUCGGAGAUAUCCUUCUUUUUGGGACCUUGCUCAUGAAUGCAGGUGCAGUCCUUAAUUUUAAACUGAAGAAGAAAGACACACAAGGGUUUGGUGAUGAAAGCCGAGGCCCCACUACAGGUGACAACAUCCGGGAGUUUUUAUUGAGUCUCCGAUAUUUCCGAAUCUUCAUCGCCUUGUGGAACAUCUUCAUGAUGUUUUGCAUGAUACUGUUGUUUGGAUCAUAAGAAGCAGAGGAGCAGAAAACAUCAAACUAACCAUGUAGAUCAUUCUUUAAGCUAGAAAUGUUUUUUUUAUUCUUGGGUAUUUAUGGAGAUGGGGCUAGUUAAGGUUUUACCAGCAUUUGCUGGGAUUUAUAUCAUUUUCACUUGGGAUCUGUUGUAGAAAAUUCUUUAAAUUUUCUGGUUAAUGUUGAAUCUACUUCAAAAGCUAUUGAAUGUAUGAUCAUGGACUUUGAAAAGCAACGUGUAUGGGACCAGUGUAUAGUUUUCAUUAAAACACAUCUACCAACA